Myotis myotis is the source of this 2401-nucleotide messenger RNA. RefSeq names its product ral guanine nucleotide dissociation stimulator like 3 (gene RGL3). The record is from RefSeq and is a predicted model, not a curated record. The coding region runs from base 66 to 2258 and encodes 730 amino acids. The transcript is spliced from 18 exons. Gene Ontology annotation, biological process: Ras protein signal transduction; positive regulation of GTPase activity. Lineage: Eukaryota; Metazoa; Chordata; Mammalia; Chiroptera; Vespertilionidae. Gene Ontology annotation, molecular function: guanyl-nucleotide exchange factor activity. Gene Ontology annotation, cellular component: plasma membrane.
GCUGCCCGCCGCCGGCGGCCCUUCCGCCUCACUCAGCCGCGCUGCGGAGCGGACGGGCGCGGGCCAUGCUGCGGACGGCAGGGAAGGAGCUCGCCCUGGCGCCGCUGCAGGACUGGGGCGAGGAGACCGAGGACGGAGCGGUGUACAGCGUCUCCCUACGGCGGCAGCGCAGUCAGCGCCUGAGCCCGAGGGAAGGGCCCGGCGACGGCCAGACCCCCGGCCCCCAUGCCAGCACCUUCCUCCAUUACCGCACCAGCAAGGUGCGGAUGUUAAGGGCGGCGCACCUGGAGCGGCUGGUGCGGGAGCUGGUGUCUGUGGACCGUGAGCAGGACCCGGGCUUCGUCCCUGCCUUCCUGGCCACCCACCAGGCCUUUGUGCCCACCGCUCGGGUUUUGGGCCUUCUCCUGCCACCACCUCCGCCGCCCCUGCCCCCCUGGGUAGAGAUCAAGAAGACAGAGGGACAAGAUCUGAGCUUCAACAAGAACCUGAGGGCUGUGGUGUCUGUGCUGGGCUCCUGGCUGCGGGACCACCCUCAGGACUUCUGGGACCCCCCUGCCCACUCGGACCUGGGCAGAGUCCGAACCUUUCUGGGCUGGGCUGCCCCACUGGGGGCUGAGGCCCUGGAAGCAGAGAAGCUGCUGAGAGACUUCCUGGAGGAGGCUGAGCAAGAGCAGGACGAGGAGGAGCAGCCCCAGGCUUCCGCAGGGCCUCCUGGGACUGCCCGGACCCCCAGCCCAGACUCCCCCGAAGGCUACUUGGAAGAGGAGGAAGGGCUGGUGCAAGAAGGCCCUGAGCUGCUGGACUUCAGUGUAGACCAAGUGGCUGAGCAGCUGACUCUGAUGGACGUGGAACUCUUCUCCCGCGUGCGGCCCUGCGAGUGCCUGGGCUCCGUGUGGUCCCAACGGGACCGGCCAGGGGCCGCCGGCAUCGCCCCAACUGUGCGCGCCACUGUGACUCAGUUCAACCUGGUGACCGGCUGCGUGCUGGGCUCUGUGCUCGGGGCGCCAGGCCUGGCUGCCCCGCAGAGGGCGCAGCGGCUGGAAAAGUGGAUCCGCAUUGCCCAGCGCUGCAGGGAACUGCGGAACUUCUCCUCCCUGCGCGCCAUCCUGUCCGCCCUGCAGUCUAACCCCAUAUAUCGGCUCAAGAGCAGCUGGGGCGCUGUGAGCAGGGAACCGUUAUCCACGUUCAGGAAACUUUCGCAGAUUUUCUCAGAUGAGAACAACCAUCUCAGCAGCAGAGAGAUUCUUUCCCAGGAGGAGGCCACUGAGGGACCCCAAGAGGAGAAUACGCCCCCAGGGAGCCUGCCUUCAAAACUGCCCCCAGGCCCGGUUCCCUACCUUGGCACCUUUCUCACGGACCUGGUUAUGCUGGACACAGCCCUGCCGGACAUGCUAGAGGGGGAUCUCAUCAACUUUGAGAAGAGGAGGAAGGUGAGUGGGCGCUGGGGCGGGUGUGGGAGGGGCCAGGGUGGGGUCAGGGCAGGGAUGAGGUCUCAGAAACCAUACCCUCAGGAGUGGGAGAUCCUGGCCCGAAUCCAGCAGAUGCAGAAGCGCUGUCGGAGCUACUGCCUGAGCCCCUGCCGGCCCAUCCUGGCUGCCUUGCGAGCCCAGCGCCAGCUCAGUGAGGAGCAGAGCUACCGUGUCUCCCGUGUCAUUGAACCACCAGCCGCCUCCUGUCCCAGCUCCCCACGUGUGCGGCGACGAAUCAGCCUCACCAAGCGUCUCAGUGCGAAGCUGUCCAGAGAGAGAGGCUCCUCUCCUGGUGGGAGUCCUGGGGACCCCUCAUCCCCCACCUCCAGUCUGUCCCCAGGGUCUCCCCCAUCCAGUCCUAGAAUGAGGGACCCCCCUCCUGGAAGUCCCCCAGCCUCUCCAGGGCCCCAAGGCUCCAGCACCAAGCUGCCCCUGGCUUUGACCCUGAGCUGUCCUGGAAUCCCCCACGUGGGGCAGCAGGGCUCAGAGGCCCGGGUCAUCCGAGUCAGCAUCGACAAUGACCAUGGGAACCUGUAUCGGAGCAUUCUGCUCACGAGUCAGGACAAGGUCCCCAGUGUGGUGCAGAGAGCCUUGCAGAAGCACAAUGUGGCCCAGUUCUGGGCCCGUGACUACCAGCUCUUCCAAGUCCUUCCGGGGGAAAAGGAGCUCCUGAUUCCCGACAACGCCAAUGUCUUCUACGCCAUGAGUCCAGCCGCCCCUGGAGACUUCAUGCUGCGGCGGCGGAAGAAGGAGGAGGCCCAGCACACAACCUCAGUCUCCCCAACCUGAGCUGGCUCUCUCCUGCCUCCAGGACACAGGUCCCAUGGGCAGCUUCUAUCACCAUGGGGGCAGGAAGGGCACUCCUCUCCCAGAAAGCUCCCAUUCCCCAGUAGAGUCCAUUGUGCCCCAUACCCUGUGGCCCCCUCCCCCAA